This is a messenger RNA of Dioscorea cayenensis subsp. rotundata (Guinea yam), 1011 nucleotides long. RefSeq lists its product as uncharacterized. Lineage: Eukaryota; Viridiplantae; Streptophyta; Magnoliopsida; Dioscoreales; Dioscoreaceae. The transcript is spliced from 3 exons. The record is from RefSeq and is a predicted model, not a curated record. Bases 132 to 818 code for a protein of 228 amino acids.
GAUUUUUGUCUUUUUUUUCCUUCUUUCUCUGCUGGUUCGCGCGCUCGAGCUCCUCCGUCAACGAGUGUGUUCCCGCUAAGGAUUGAUUAGGGUUAGGGUUAGGGUUAGGGUUUUCGGUCGAUUGGGUGUGAAUGGAGGGGAAGAGGAAGUACUCUGAAGGAAUCCCCGAUUGCCCCAAAAGAAUCAGGCUGCUGCGGUCAUGGCUACCUUCCAUCAUAGAAGAAGAAGAAGGACUUAGAAUGAAUGCAGACUCUCAAGAAGCAGUUUCUGGGAAGACUGAAACAAUUCUUGCUGCCCCAUCAAAUGAAGAUAAAGAACUUGUUCUGUAUGAAGCAGUAGAGGAGCCGCUACUUCAGCCUUCAACAAAUUUAUCAAAUAUCUCUCUGAUAGUCAGCCCUGAACUGAUAGCCAGUCUCAAAAGUCGACCGUUUUGGCCCCAAAAUCCAUACCCAACGGUUGUGUCAGGAGUGCAAAUUGGUAAUACAUCAUAUAGUGAUAAAACAUGUGGAGCCAUCAUUCCUUGGAUGCCAUCAAAUGCUCUUGCCAUCAAACCUCCUAUAACUAUGAGUGAGGAGAGCAGCAAGGUGCAGUUACCUGGGUCUAUUGUCAGCCCUGAAUCAAGGGGUGAGGCAUUGGAAGACCCGAUGGAGACUGAAGAAGGGGAAGAUGCAACAAUGGAAGUCGAAGAAGAUAGAGAGCAAUUGGCUUCUCUUGACUUAGAUGGCAAAGGUUUGCAGCAGCAAUGGCAGCAACAACAAUGUAUGCCACCUCAGCUCCAACAAACCACAUUACCUGCCAUCUUGUGGUCACAUCAAUGACAAUGCUGCUGCGCAGUCCUUACAGUUUAGUGUGGUUUUUAUAGAAAUUGUAUAAAAACUAACAAUUGCAAGCUUAGUCCUUUUCAUAAAUGUUUCAGUGCAAGCGGUUUUUCCAGGAUAAGGACAUGGUAGGCUACUGAUGUUUGUAAAUUCAAGAUUUACGGCAAAACUUUUAGCUAGUAAUGUUUUGGCU